This is a messenger RNA of Bombina bombina (fire-bellied toad), 1354 nucleotides long. RefSeq lists its product as uncharacterized. The transcript is spliced from 2 exons. The coding region runs from base 139 to 1164 and encodes 341 amino acids. The record is from RefSeq and is a predicted model, not a curated record. Lineage: Eukaryota; Metazoa; Chordata; Amphibia; Anura; Bombinatoridae.
GAACCUAUGUGCUGAUUGGUGGCUGUGCAUAUAUGCCUAUCGUCAUUGGCUCCCCCAAUGUUUUCAUCGAGUUUACAGUAGUGAAUUGCUGCUCCUUAAACAAAGGAUACAAAGAGAAAGAAGCACAUUUGAUAAUACAUGUUCCUUGGCAAAGUUAUCAGUUUUGUUCUGCUGAUGCCGCCUUUGGUUUUCUCAAGAGACCUUUAUCUAACUUCCAAUGGCGGGAUUUGCACGUCACCAUGUUCCCGAGAAGACACUGACUAUUUCUGGUGCUGGCAGGAAGGCUAUUCGGAUGACAAAUGGGACUACUGUUCUCCGCGUGAAGAUUAUGAUAACUAUAACUCACCAUGUGUAACACCUUGUAGAACCUAUGGAUACAGCUAUAGGUGGUGCAAAAGACCACAAGGGAGCUGGAGAUACUGCGGACAUAUUACAGAAGAGUUUGAGAAACGAAAUACAAGAUAUGGGAAACAGUGUGUGAGUAACUGUGAUAUUAAUAAAAAAGAGGAGUAUUUUCAAUGUUAUGAUGUAAACAAUGACUAUGAGUAUUGCUCUCCAUCUAAUUAUGUGACCAUAAAAGGAGAACCAUGUCGUCUAGACCACCUUUGUGAUUUCUAUGAAAAUAAGUACAGCUGGUGUUACACAGAUGAAAAGAAUAACUGGGAUUACUGUGGGAAAAUAAGCAGUGAAUGUGAAAAACCUAUUCAUUUGUCCAAUCGAAGAAAACGCCAGCCUGAAGAAGAGCUUUGUAGAGUAGUGGAUAGUGGAAAUAGACGUGUUACAAUUCUUGUAGCAGUUCGAGAAACCAGACUCUUAAGACCUAAUCCAAAUCAUUUUACAGACGCAUCCCAUGUUAUUAAUAUGGUAAACUCAGAUACUACUUUUUCAACCAACCCUGGUACAAUGUUUAAUUACAAUACUGUAAGACUUGAUAUGCAAGGAACCUUUGAGCAUGAGGGUAUUAGGUAUUUUAACAUACAAGUACAAUUAAAUGUCCGACGACAAGACCACACACAGCUAACAAGUAUUGCCCAAGCACUUUUUCCUCUGAAUUUAGAAGUCACUCGAUACUUCCGAUACAUACGAAGAGCUCUACAGACAAGUAUGCGUGGUGUCUACCAUGGUGAUCCAGUAAAAGUUUUUAUAAACAUAAGAAAUUUAUAAAAAAUAUGAAUUUUUAAUAUUUCCAGCCAUUGCAAUGUCCAUUGAGAAAUGAACAAUAAACCUGAAUUUAUUUUAGCACCCUAUUUUUUGCAUUAGAGAAAUCGAUUAUCCACAUGUGAUAUGUCUGCACAAAAUGAUUAUGUUAUCUAAAUAAUGAUUAUACAGAUUUUAAUAAACUUAUAUCCUUGUA